Beta vulgaris subsp. vulgaris (sugar beet) is the source of this 3169-nucleotide messenger RNA. Its product is annotated as katanin p80 WD40 repeat-containing subunit B1 homolog KTN80.1. Lineage: Eukaryota; Viridiplantae; Streptophyta; Magnoliopsida; Caryophyllales; Amaranthaceae. The coding region runs from base 374 to 2839 and encodes 821 amino acids. The transcript is spliced from 18 exons. Gene Ontology annotation, molecular function: microtubule binding. Gene Ontology annotation, biological process: microtubule severing; microtubule depolymerization. The record is from RefSeq and is a predicted model, not a curated record. Gene Ontology annotation, cellular component: katanin complex.
AUUAUUUUCCCAUACUUACCGCGUCUUACAUGAGUAUUGAGUCCAACCAAAUUAUAUUCUUUCUCUCUCCUCUUUCUCUGAACUUUUCUUCUUCACUGCUGUUCUCUUCAUUCAUUCUAAGAAUCCUUCAAAUUGUUUACAAAUCACAAAAUCCAAUCUUUCACUCCAAUUUCUCUAUAUCCUUUCAAUCUUUCUCUUUCUCUCUCCAAAUUUCUCUUCCCAGAAAUAUUCUGCUUUCUUUUGCUACACACAAAGUACAAUUUCCCCUUUUUCUCUCUCUCUCUUUUCAAACCAAAAUCUAGGACUCCUAAAUUCUCUCUUAUUUUGAUUCGAAAUCUUAGUGCAAAGCUCGCUUUUCUCAUUUUGGCUUUUAAUGGCGAAACGUGGAUAUAAGCUCCAGGAAUUUGUGGCUCACUCAGCAAAUGUGAACUGUCUUCGGAUUGGAAAGAAAGCAUGCCGCCUUCUUCUGACGGGUGGAGAUGAUCACAAAGCUAAUUUGUGGGCAAUUGGCAAACCCACUUCUUUGAUGAGCCUGUGUGGUCAUACAACUCCAGUUGAAAGCUUGGCCUUUGAUUCGAUGGAGGUGUUGGUGCUUGGUGGAGCUUCUUCUGGUACAGUGAAAUUGUGGGAUCUGCAAGAGGCAAAGAUGGUUCGAACUCUUACUGGUCAUAGAUCCAACUGCACUUCUGUUGAAUUCCACCCAUUUGGAGAAUUUUUUGCUUCUGGUUCAGCAGACACGGACCUAAAGAUUUGGGAUAUAAGAAAGAAAGGAUGUAUUCAUACAUAUAAGGGUCACAAUCUCGGAAUCAAUACUAUUAAGUUCACACCUGAUGGUCGGUGGGUUGUUUCUGGUGGUUUUGAUAACGUUGUAAAGGUAUGGGAUUUGACUGCUGGAAAAUUGCUGCAUGAUUUUAAGUUUCACGAUGGUCCCAUCAGAUCCUUAGACUUCCAUCCUCUUGAGUUCCUCCUAGCCACAGGUUCUGCAGAUAGAACUGUUAAAUUCUGGGAUUUGGAAACUUUUGAAAUGAUUGGAUCUACCAGGGCUGAGGCUGCAGGAGUGCGUGCACUAACCUUUCAUCCUGAUGGGAGGACCCUCUUUUGUGGAUAUGAUAAUAACGCGAAGGUUUAUUCAUGGGAGCCUGUAAUAUGUCAUGAUGCAAUUGACAUGGGAUGGUCGACAGUGGGUGAUCUCUGCAUUAAUCAAGGAAAGCUUAUAGGUUGUUCUUACUAUCGGAACUCCAUAGGUGUAUGGGUGUCUGAUCUGUCGCAUGUUGAGCCAUAUGGAUCUUGUGGCACCGGUGCACCUCAAGAGAGAAGCUCUGUUGACCUGAAUGUUGAUAUGCGAGUAUGCCAGUCUUCUGAAGAAGUAGUGUCAGCUGUUGCGUCCUCUAUCAGUUCGCGUUCCACAACCCCAGAUGUUGAUGCUAAAGAAAUUAAGAAUAUAUAUGUGGACUAUGAGAAGCCAAUCAGCUCUCGCAAGACACGCUCUACAUCAAAAGUCGUAUCAUCAUCUGACUUUAAGGAAACUCGCAAGUUAUCAUCUAAAAAACAGAAUGUUCCUGGUGCUACAUCUGGGAAAUCUAAUGUCCACACCGGUGGUAGAUCAUUUAUUGUCCCAAGUUUUGUUCCUAGAGAAAGUUCAGGUGGAAAAAGUUUCGCCAAUCCUAGAAGAGAGUCAAUUGCACCUACAAGGCCUGGUAGUGGGGGUUCAAUCAAGUCUACACAAAUGAGGAAGUCAUCCAGGAGCAAAUCUGAUACAGAAGAUGCAGAUUUAAAUUUCCUAGAUAUGCUUGUACAGGAAGUGGGAGCUAGAGAUAAUUCAGGUGGCAAAAUUUUUGCCAAUUCUAGAAGAGAGUCAAUCACAACUGCGAAGCCAGCUAGUGGGGAGUCGAUCAAGGCCAGACAUGUAAGGAAGUCAUCCAAAAGCAUGUUUGAUAUAGAUGAAUUGAAUACAAAUUGUCUUUAUCGACCUGUACUGGAAGCGGGAGCUAGGGAAUCAGAAGAAGAUAAAAAUCCUACGCCGGAAAGUGCUGAGAAGUUUGAGAAAAAGCCAUCUCCUCCGAUUUCUAAUCCACAGAGUGUAGGUGCUGACUCCAUUGACCGAGAAGGGAUAAAUGUAAAAGUGGUGGAAAGAGCAGUGACAGUUGCUUAUGGAAGGACGCGUUCUCUUGUUGAGAGAUUUGAAAGACAGGGACGUUUUGAGGGCAGCGAGGAUCAAACAUUCACCAUAUCCAAUGAUGUCGUUGCUGAUAGGAUUAGCAGCUCCGCCAUGCCGAAAGAAGAACCUCAAAUUUCUGGUAGAGAGUUGGACUCAGCAGAUGCAUCUGUUAUUGAAGCUCUUAUGGGAAAUCAUGAAGUUCUGCUAAGUACUCUUCGUUCACGCCUCACAAAGCUCCAGAUGGUGCGGCACUUGUGGGAACGAAAUGAUGUAAAAGACGCCAUUAUUGCAUUGAGGAAGUUACCUGAUCAUUCUGUCCAAGCUGAUGUAGUUAGUGUUUUCAUGGAGAAGAUGGAAAUUAUUAAUAUGGACUUGUUCUCCUGUAUGCUACCUGUACUGGUGGGUCUCUUGGACAGCAAGAUGGAAAGGCAUGCCAAAAUGGCUUUGGACAUGUUGCUUAAACUUGUUGCAGCUUUUGGGCCUACGAUUCGCUCAACAAUCUCAGCACCUCCUGCUGUGGGUGUUGAUCUUCAUCAAGAAGAAAGGAUUGCGUGCUGCAAACAGUGUUUUGUCCAGCUGCAGCAAAUUCAAGGACUUCUUUCUGCACUUGCUAGGAGAGGUGGAUCACUUGCUAGAUCUGCUCUGGAAUUGAAUCUAGUUCUUCGAGAUCACAGUAUAUAAUUCUCGCCAUAAUAUUUUGUAAGAGUGAGGAUGAAUCUCUUUCCUCUUGAUUAGUUGGAGAUUUUGAUGAUUCUGACGUGCUGGUUUUUGCUCUUCUGCCAUCAUCUGUUAAUCUCUUUGGAUGGCCAAAAGAAUCAGUAACAAGUGAUCAAGUAGUAUUCUUGUAUUAAGUCCAUCGAGAGAAUGCGUGAGAUUUUUAUCUAGUGUCGUUCUUUCUAGAUGGGCGCUGUGCCUGUAAUUUCAGCUGUCAAUUGUAAUGUAAACUAAAUCAUAUAUGUAUGUAUUUUACCCUUCAUAUUCAAUGAAACAAUCCCGGUCCCAUCAUUAUCA